Triticum turgidum subsp. durum (durum wheat) is the source of this 1068-nucleotide messenger RNA. The record is from the annotation of a GenBank genome assembly. NCBI's taxonomy places the organism in Eukaryota, Viridiplantae, Streptophyta, Magnoliopsida, Poales, Poaceae.
AUGGAGCUCGUAGCACUGCCGUUGCUCGGUUUGCUGGUCUUCUUACUCGUCAACCUCGUCGUGAAGAGGAUGUACGUGCACGCUUCGCCGGCGCCACGCAAGCGGCUGCCGCCCGGGCCAUGGCAGCUGCCGCUCGUCGGCAGCCUCCACCACGUCCUGCUGUCGCGCCACGGCGCCCUGCCGCACCGGGCCCUGAGGGAGCUCGCGGGCAGGCACGGCCCGCUCAUGCUGCUCCGCUUCGGCGCCGUGCCCACGCUGGUCGUCUCCUCCGCCAAGGCCGCCAGGGAGGUCCUCAAGACGCACGACGCCGCCUUCGCCAGCCGCCACAUGACGCCCAUGCUGGCCGUCUUCACCCGCGGCGGGCAGGACGUCCUCUUCUCCCCCUACGGCGACCUCUGGCGCCAGCUCCGCCGGGUGUGCGUGCUCGAGCUCCUCAGCGCGCGCCGCGUCCAGUCCUUCCGCCACAUCCGCGAGGAGGAGGCCGGCGGCCUGCUCCGCUCCGUCGCCGACGAGUGCGCUCGCUCUCGCUCCGACAACGGCGCCGUCGUGGAGAUCGGCGAGCGGCUGGCACGCGUGGUGAACGACGUCGUGGUGCGGUCGGCCGUCGGCAGCCGGUGCGCGCGGCGCGAGGAGUUCCUGCACGACCUCGACGAGACCGCGAGGCUGACGGCCGGCAACAGCCUGUCCGACCUGUUCCCGUCGUCGGCGCUGGCGCGCUGGAUCGGCAGCGGGCUUCGCGAGGCCGAGCAGUGCAACCGCAACGCGCGCGACAUCCUGAGCGACAUCAUCCGCGAGCGCGCCGAGGGCGGCCAAGGCAGCGGCGGCGACGGCGAGGACGACCUGCUCGGCGUGCUGCUGAGGGUGCAGAAGGACGGCGGCGCCCUCACCACGGACAUCAUCAUCACCGUCGUCCUGGUUACCACUUACCACUCCCCUUUUCUCAUUUCAAAGUUGAUCGAAGCACGUCACGCUCUCUUAGUACCAUCGUCUACUAAUUCCAGGAGGUUUUUGCGGCCGGGAGCGAGACGUCGGCCACGACGCUGGAAUGGGCCAUGUCGGAGCUGGUGA